AUGGAUCAAACGGUACCAGUCAACGAGGUAAUUGACCUCACCUCUGUCCAAGGCCCAUACCCGCUCUCAUCAGGCCGUUGCAAUGGCGAAAACCGUAAAUUCAGUUUGGAUGAUACCAGCAGCUACGACGUUGGAAGUCUGGCCUCUCGGAACUCUGGAGUCUUGUCGGGAUACAAUACCUUGGACGCCCCGCCAAAUUACGACUUCUAUGCCAACACGGAGGUCUUUGGUCGGGCUCGACGAUCAAGACCAUCGCUUUUUCAACUUCACAACAACACUGAGGAUGAUGCCUUCCCACCCCCAUUGUAUGAGGAGACCCCUGGGAACAAGGACAAACCUGAGGAUGAGGAACCUUUAGAACCGCCACCAGAACCAUCCCGGUUUGGGUGGGUUCAGGGAGUCAUGAUUCGAUGCAUGCUCAACAUCUGGGGAGUGAUCCUAUACCUGAGGUUACCCUGGAUCACGGCACAAGCAGGCAUUGGAUUGACCUGGCUUAUUAUCUUACUCUCCUCCUGCAUUACUGGGAUAACUGGUCUGUCCACCUCGGCUAUUGCCACCAACGGCAAGGUCAAAGGAGGAGGGACCUACUUUCUGAUCUCUCGCAGUCUGGGUCCGGAGCUGGGCGGCUCCAUUGGUCUUAUCUUUGCCUUUGCCAAUGCUGUAGCUGUUGCCAUGCACACCGUCGGGUUUGCUGAGACUGUGCAAGCCCUCAUGCAGGAGAUUGGUGCCAGCAUGGUUGACCGAAUCAACGACAUUCGCAUCAUUGGAGUGAUCACGGUCUCAUGUCUACUGGCCAUCUCAUUGGCUGGCAUGGAGUGGGAGGCCAAGGCCCAGGUCCUGUUCUUUUUGGUGAUCAUGGUCUCCUUCGCCAACUACAUAGUGGGCACCAUCAUUCCUGCCACUCCCCAGAAACAAGCCAAGGGUUUCUUUAGUUACAGAGCGGACAUUUUUGCUGCUAACUUUGUGCCUGGGUGGCGUGGGCCGGAGGGCUCUUUUUUUGGCAUGUUCUCCAUUUUCUUCCCCUCGGCAACAGGCAUUUUGGCCGGUGCCAACAUCUCUGGAGACCUGAAGGACCCUAAUGUAGCCAUACCACGCGGGACAAUGCUAGCUAUCUUCUGGACCACAGUGUCUUAUCUCAUCAUUUGUGCCACCAUUGGAUCCUGUGUUGUGCGCGACGCCUCUGGUGACCUGAACGACACUCUUGUGCUGGCGGACAACGCUGACUGUCUGGGUCUGGGAUGCAACUACGGCUGGGAUUUUAGUGAAUGCAUUAGAAACAAGACCUGCCCUUUCGGCCUCAGCAAUAACUACCAGACGAUGAGUAUGGUCUCUGGCUUUGCUCCUCUCAUCACUGCAGGCAUUUUUGGGGCCACUCUGUCCUCAGCACUGGCUUGCCUUGUCUCAGCCCCCAAAGUUUUUCAGUGCCUCUGUAAGGACAACUUGUAUCCACUGAUAGGAUUCUUUGGCAAAGGUUAUGGAAAGAAUGAUGAACCAAUCAGAGGCUACCUUUUGGCCUACAUUAUCGCUAUCUGCUUCAUUCUCAUUGCUGAGCUGAACACCAUUGCUCCCAUCAUUUCCAACUUCUUUCUCUGUUCCUAUGCCCUCAUCAACUUCAGCUGCUUCCAUGCGUCCAUCACUAACUCCCCAGGUUGGCGUCCUUCGUUUCAGUACUACAGUAAGUGGGCGUCUCUGGUGGGUGCUGUGGUGUCUGUCAUUAUCAUGUUCCUCCUCACCUGGUGGGCAGCCCUCAUUGCCAUCGGGGUGGUCCUCUUCCUGUUGGGAUAUGUGCUCUACAAGAAACCCUCUGUAAACUGGGGCUCCUCAGUUCAGGCAGGCUCCUACAACAUGGCCCUGUCUCACUGCGUCAGUCUGAACCACAUAGACGACCACAUCAAGAACUACAGACCACAGUGUCUGGUUCUCAGCGGUCCACCCAGUUUCCGGCCAGCACUGGUGGACUUUGUGGGCACCUUCACCAAGAACCUGAGUAUGAUGAUGUGUGGGAACGUAGUGACUACUGCCCCGUCACCCAGCGCUUUGGACUCAGCCAACAGUAACAGUCAUGUGACCUGGCUCAACAAGCGUGGGAUAAAAUCCUUCUACUGUGGAGUGGUGGCAGAAGACCUGCGGGGUGGGGUGCAGAUGCUGCUUCAGGGUGCGGGUUUGGGUCGGAUACGACCCAACGUCUUGGUGAUGGGAUUUAAGAGGAACUGGCGGAAAGUUCAACCAAGCUUAGUGGAAAAUUACGUCGGCAUUUUACACGAUGCCUUCGACCUGCAGUACGGCAUUUGUGUUCUUCGAAUGAAAGAGGGUCUGGAUGUCUCUCGCCAAAUGCAAGCACACGUGAAUCCAGUAUUUGAUGCAGGGCCUGACCUGAGCCCUAACACAAGAAGCCUUUUCACCACAGUGGAUCCCGAGGCCCUUGCGGCGUUGCCACAGCCCACGACAGUCUUCCAGUCCAGGCAGGGGAAGAAGACCAUCGACGUGUACUGGCUCUCUGAUGACGGAGGUCUGACGUUGCUAUUGCCCUAUCUGCUGAAGAGAAAGAAGCGCUGGGCGAGAUGUAAGGUUCGAGUGUUUGUCGGUGGGGAGCCUGAACAUGUGGAUGAGCAAAAACAAGAGGUCACGGCUCUCAUCAGCAAGUUCCGCCUUGGUUUCCAAGACAUCCAAGUGCUCCCUGACAUCAAUGCAAAACCCCAACCUGAACAUGUGAGGAGAUUUGAGGAUCUAAUAGGGCCCUACAGAGCAAACACUAUUCAGAAAGAUGCAGCUGGAAGUGAACGGAUAAUCAAAGACAGCCCCUGGAUGAUCACGGAUGAGGAAUUAGAGAGAAAUAAGGCCAAGACUCUUAGACAGAUCCGUAUGAAUGAGGUUCUUCUCGACUAUUCCAGGGACGCAGCCAUGAUUAUUGUAACGAUGCCUGUUAGGAGGAGAGGGGUGUGUCCCAGUGCCCUGUACAUGGCCUGGCUGGAGACCUUGUCACGUGACCUCCGACCUCCUGUCCUGCUUGUCAGGGGGAACCAGGAAAACGUGAUCACAUUCUAUUGCCAGUAA
Chanos chanos (milkfish) is the source of this 3054-nucleotide messenger RNA. It is a transcript of the gene slc12a3, whose product is annotated as solute carrier family 12 member 3. NCBI's taxonomy places the organism in Eukaryota, Metazoa, Chordata, Actinopteri, Gonorynchiformes, Chanidae. Bases 1 to 3054 code for a protein of 1017 amino acids. Gene Ontology annotation, biological process: potassium ion homeostasis; potassium ion import across plasma membrane; chloride ion homeostasis. Gene Ontology annotation, cellular component: apical plasma membrane. The record is from RefSeq and is a predicted model, not a curated record. Gene Ontology annotation, molecular function: sodium:potassium:chloride symporter activity. The transcript is spliced from 26 exons.